UUAGACAACACUCGCGAAUAAUAGCCUGGAAAGACAUAACACGAGCUGAAUUAUUAACAUUCCUUGGGUUAGUUCUUCACACAGGUACAAUCCGGCUAAACCGACUCAGCGAUUACUGGAAAAAGCAUUGGUUAUUUAAUAUACCUUGUUUUGCACAAUAUAUGUCACGUAACCGUUUUAUGAUAAUAUUGCGUUGCCUCCAUUUUUCAUCUGAAACAAAUGAAGAAGAUCGACUGGCCAAAAUUCGUCCGAUAUUAGAUCAUUUUAACAACCGAAUGAAUAAAAUUUAUUACCCAGGCAAACAGCUUUCUCUGGAUGAAUCGGUGGUGUUAUGGCGUGGACGUCUCCAGUUUAGGCAAUAUAUUAAAAAUAAGCGCCAUAAGUAUGGCGUAAAGUUAUACAUACUUGCAGAAUCAGAUGGCACAGUCCUCAAAUUUCAAAUAUACGGUGGUGCAGGUGAUGAUACGUCCGGAAUAGGACACACUCAAAAAAUAGUUUUAAAGCUACUGGAAGAGAAAUUGGACUCGGGACACAGUGUCUAUAUGGACAAUUAUUAUAACUCGUACGAUUUAGCUGUCAAAUUAUUAAAUCGCCAAACUUACUGUACGGGUACUUUAAAUAAAAAUCGAAAAGGUAAUCCAAUAGAACUUGGUACUGUCACGUUGCGUAAAGGAGAAAAUAAGUCUUUGUUUUUAAAUGGUGUACAUAUAGGUAAAUGGAAAGAUAAGCGAAACGUGCUUUAUAUAUCGACAGAGCACGACAAUGAGAUGAUGGAAGUCACAAAUAAAAGAGGCGCUGUUCUCGUAAAACCAUCAGCAAUUAUACAUUACAACAAUUUUAUGUCUGGUGUGGAUCUGCAAGAUCAAAUACUUUCUUAUUACCCUUGUGAAAGAAAAACCAUGCGAUGGUACAAAAAGAUAUUCUUCCACACACUGCAGAUGAGUUUAAGUAAUGCGUUCCUUUUAUAUAAUAAAUAUAGUAUAAAUAGCAAAAUAUAUUUGUAUGAUUUCCGUUUACAUAUUUUGGAAAAACUGUUACCAAAACCACCACAAACAGCAGAAAAAAUGUCAACUAAACAUAUUUUAACCAAAAUUGAGAACGUUAAGACGCGCCAAAAAAAAGAGGGUAACAAGACGAGAACUAUCACAGAAGUAGUAAGAAAAGAAUGUAAAAGUUGCAGAGAAAAGAAGAACCGAGUUGCUACUUUAUAUGAAUGUAAGAGCUGCAUUGGAAAACCAGGCUUUUGCAUAGAGUGCUUCUUUGAAGUACAUUUAUAAUUUUAUUAUUUUUUGUUACAAUUGUUUGUUUUUUUUAUCUGCAAUUAUACUUAUGGUGAUUA
This is a messenger RNA of Galleria mellonella (greater wax moth), 1339 nucleotides long. RefSeq names its product piggyBac transposable element-derived protein 4-like. The coding region runs from base 162 to 1277 and encodes 371 amino acids. The transcript has a single exon. Lineage: Eukaryota; Metazoa; Arthropoda; Insecta; Lepidoptera; Pyralidae. The record is from RefSeq and is a predicted model, not a curated record.